Messenger RNA from Pieris macdunnoughi, 1989 nucleotides. NCBI's taxonomy places the organism in Eukaryota, Metazoa, Arthropoda, Insecta, Lepidoptera, Pieridae. The record is from the annotation of a GenBank genome assembly.
AUGGAAUAUUCACAGAUAUCAGACGGACAGUACACAAAAACUAUUUAUACCAUGAUUCGAGAAUCCAAAUAUGAGGACGCGAUAAAAGCUCUUAACGAUGCUAUGAAUUUUAACCCAAACAGAGCCGGCUUAUCUUUACUUGGCUAUUGUUAUUAUAGACUGCAGUCAUUUGUGGACGCUGCAAAUUGUUACGAACAACUAUCUGCUAUGCAUCCUGAAAUUCCCGAAUACAAACUACACUUUGCACAGGCCCUAUACGAAGCGUCAAUGUUCGACGAAGCCUACAAAGUAACUUUACAAAUAAAUGCUCCAGAAUUAGAAAGAAAAGUAAUAAAACUACAGUCUGCUAUUAAAUAUGGUGUCGAAGAUACAAUAAGUGCAAAAUCUCUUGUAGAUUCAUAUCCACAAGAUGAUUCUGACAAAGAUAUUAACUUGGGAUGCUUAUUGUAUAAGGAAAACCAAUAUGAAGAUGCGUUACAGAAAUUCUCUAAAAGCUUAAAUAUUCUAGGCUUUAAUGCUCAUCUCCAUUACAACGUUGCGUUAUGCUAUUUUAAGCUCAAAGAAUAUCCACAAGCCUUGAAACAUAUAACUCUUGUAAUUGAAAAGGGAAUCAGAGAUCACCCUGAACUAUCAGUCGGUAUGCAAACUGACGCAUCUGAAGUUAAAUCUAUAGGAAAUUCUUUAACCUUACACGAAACUGCACUUAUAGAAGUGUUUAACUUAAAAGCUGCUAUCGAAUAUCAAUUAAAAAAUAUCGAGCCUUCCAGAGAAGCUUUAGCUGAUAUGCCUCCAAGACACGAACAUGAGUUAGAUGCUGUAACACUUCAUAACUUAGCCCUUACAUCGAUUGAUCUUAAGCCCACAGACGGCUUUGAAAAACUUCAUUUUUUGCUACAACAAGAUCCAUUCCCUUCGGAAACAUUCGCUAACUUACUCCUUCUUUACUGUAAGUUUGAGUACUACGACUUAGCCGCAGAUGUCUUAGCUGAGAAUGCCCAAUUCACAUACAAGUACCUAACUCCUUACCUUUACGACUUCUUGGAUGCCGUUAUAACGAGUCAAACGUCGCCAGAGGAAGCGUUUCAAAAGUAUGAGGAUAUUGCUUCAAAGCAUGCUGAACAAUUAAGAAAACUUACGAAAGUAGUCCAAGAGAGUCGUUCUCAAGGCGACAAUGAUCAAGUUAAGAAGGCUGUGGUAGAGUAUGAAGAAGCUUUGGAAAGAUAUAUUCCCGUAGUAAUGGCUCAGGCUAAGCUAUAUUGGGACAAAGAGAACUAUGGGCAAGUUGAAAAGAUUUUUCGUAAAUCCGUUGAAUUUUGUAAUGAGUCCGACGUGUGGCGUUUAAACGUCGCACAUGUUCUGUUUAUGCAGGAAAGCAAAUAUAAAGAAGCUGCCAAUUUCUACGAGCCAAUCGUAAAGAAACAGUAUAACAAUAUUUUAGAUAUAAGCGCCGUUGUACUAGCUAAUUUAUGUGUGUCGUACAUAAUGACGUCCCAAAACGAAGAAGCAGAAGAUAUUAUGCGUAAAAUCGAGAAAGAGGAGGAGCAGCAGAUAUUUGAAGACCCUGAAAAGAAAUUCUAUCACUUGUGUAUAGUGAAUCUGGUGAUAGGGACAUUAUAUUGCGCAAAAGGCAAUUACGAGUUUGGUAUCUCAAGAGUAAUAAAAUCACUUGAGCCGUUUAACAAGCGUCUGGGCACUGACACGUGGUUCUACGCAAAACGAUGUUUUUUAUCGUUCCUGGAGAAUUUAGCGAAACACUUGAUUGUCGUUAAAGAUAACACUAUAAAGGAGUGUCUGCAAUUUCUCGAAGGUUGCGAGACAUACGGCCGGCGUGUGAGUACCGUUAUCGAGACGCCAUUUCAUGAAGAUGACGCGAAUAAUAAAGCUAAACAAACCGUGACAUUUGAAGCUCGUGUACUUCGUUACAUGUUUUAUAAAUUAAGAAGUAUCGACGAUUCUGUUACAAUUAAUAAGUAUGAGGAUUUAAAAUAA